CCGUGUAUCUAUUAUAAUUAGGCGGUGCCAGCUCCCUUGGAAGACAGUGCAUUGAUUUAACUGCAACUAGUAUAUCAAGUCAUAGAUUUGAAACUGCUGCUAAGCUUUUAUGGAUUGUUUCCCAAGAUAAGUGUACUUUUGAAACAUUUAUAUACAGAGCUUCAAUGAUUAUUAUUGAAAAUCUUAGUUUAAGUGAUGAGAAUGAAACAGUAUGGGACAUAGUCAGGGAGAACUGAAUUAAUUAGUAGCACAUGUGCAUUAGCAAAGCUUUGAAGCUUCCCGGAGUUAAAAAGAAAGAAGUGAAAUUAGAAUACCUAAUCUAUGGUCUCAGGCACAACAUACUUAACAGUCGAGAUAGUUUGGAGAAACUGUUUCAAAAGAAAAGUAAACCAGGGCCAGAAAAGGAAAGUGUAUUAAAAUCUAUAUUUGAUGCUUACCUUGCUCUUCUUGAUUAUAUUGAAUGGUGUAAAUUGUAUUAUGGUGAUAUGCAGUCUUCUCAAUAUAAAAUACUUCCUGAGAAAGCAAUAGCUACAUUUAUGCAGGUUGUACGAAAUCCAGGGCAGUGGGAUAUCUUUGUUCUGAAAUUAAUAGAGAUGUUGGAAUUUAGUGAUAGGUCUGAUGAAAUUGAAGACAUGCUUAUAAAAUAUAUUGAAUGUAAUCCAGAGCAUAUCAAUGCAUAUAUAUACCUCUGUGUAUAUCUUCAUGAUCAUAAUUCAGAGUCACCAAACUUCAUCAAAUAUUUAAAGGUUUUAGCUGAAUUGUGUCCUUCAGAUAUCAGAGUUCUUUUUUUAGUAGAAAAAUUGAUUAUCUCAGGUAAGUUUGCAAAAAUUAUUUUUCGGUCAUGUUUCUGAUUCUUCCUUUUCUAG
Messenger RNA from Stegodyphus dumicola, 866 nucleotides. Its product is annotated as TATA box-binding protein-associated factor RNA polymerase I subunit A-like. The record is from RefSeq and is a predicted model, not a curated record. NCBI's taxonomy places the organism in Eukaryota, Metazoa, Arthropoda, Arachnida, Araneae, Eresidae. Gene Ontology annotation, cellular component: RNA polymerase I transcription regulator complex. Gene Ontology annotation, biological process: transcription by RNA polymerase I.